AAAUAGAGAGAGAGAGAGAGAGAGAGAGAGAGAGAGAGAGAGAGAGCUUAUUAAGAAAGACAUUGGAGAGAUAAAACUCUGUAGUGUCCAUAUUUUUCAUUAAAGCCUCAUAUGACUCAAAAACAUGGGCUGUGUGUUUAUGUGCCCUGCUGUCACCCCUAAACAACUGCAUCUGAGACAGCCAUCCUCUUCCUUCUCUCAUUUCUUGUCAUGACUGAGUAAACUUACUCCCUUUGUCUUUCACAGAAAAAGUCCAAGAAAAUAUAGGCUCAGGUUUUAUAGAAAAAUCAAAACUGAUCCAGUCAAAGUAGAUUUACAGGAAUGUAUACUCAUCCUCUAAAACCUCAUUUUCUUAUUUAGAGAAAUCCUUUUUCUAGGUCCUAGAAAGUUAAAUUCCUGGUACACAAAAAGUAGAGGAUUGGGAGCUAAGCUUUCUUAGCUGACUUAAGAAUCUUCUGCAGAAUUUCUGUGAAAUUCUUAACUAUUGACUUACGAAGACUUUAUGUCUAAAUAGUAACUGCAAUGUUUAUUUUUUUAAAUGAAAUAUGUUUAAAAAGACUCCAGGAAAACAUUUUUAAAGUUAUUAUUGGAUGGAAGGAAUAUGGGGCGGAGUUGGCCUUAGAGAAAUGAUAGCAGCAUUAGUAAAAAGGAUUUUAUAAAGCACAUGCUGGGCUCAAGUCAGUAUAGCUCCAAAAGACAGGACUGAGCAAGAAGAUCAGAAAGACAAAAUGAACGAUGUGAAGCUUGCUGUCUUGGGUGGCGAAGGAACAGGCAAAUCUGCACUUACAGUAAGGUUUCUUACCAAGCGAUUCAUUGGAGAAUAUGCUUCUAAUUUUGAAUCUAUCUAUAGUAAGCAUUUGUAUUUGGAAGGGAAGCAACUGAACCUGGAAAUAUAUGACCCUUGUUCUCAACCAAAGAAAGCAAAAUUUUCCCUCACAAGUGAACUGCAUUGGGCAGAUGGGUUUGUUAUUGUGUAUGACAUCAGUGACAGGUCCUCAUUUGCUUUUGCAAAAGCACUGGUCUACAGAAUUCGGGAGCCACAAACUAGUCAUUGUAAAAGAGCUGUGGAAUCAGCGGUGCUUCUGGUUGGUAACAAGCAAGAUCUCUGUCACGUGCGAGAGGUUGGCUGGGAAGAAGGGCAAAAGCUGGCAUUGGAUAACCGCUGCCAAUUCUGUGAAUUAUCUGCAGCAGAGCAGUGUCUGGAGGUAGAGAUGAUGUUUAUCAGAAUUAUCAAGGACAUCCUGACAAACUUCAAACUCAAAGAAAAGAGAAGACCCAGUGGAUCUAAAUCAAUGGCUAAACUGAUCAAUAAUGUAUUUGGAAAGAGACGGAAAUCUGUUUAGCAGACAUGUAAUCCUAGGGGAUUUAUUAUAUCAGAGAGUUUUAAAUAUUCACAUGAUAAUGAAAUUUGCCCUUUGUAUGCAUUAAAAAAAUAGUUCUCUUAGAGAUAUGAACUGACUGAACAUAAACCACAGCUGUGUUUUCAAAUAUAUAUAUAGCUUGCCGUUUGGUUGUUUGUGUCUUGUACACUCAUGCUUCACACCCAGCCUUUUCCUUAUUACAGAAAAUGGCACUCGCUAUAACUUACCAAGGCAUUGCUGUAUAGUUUGCUUGUAUAACUGCUUAAUGAUUUUAUUAAACUACCUCCACAGGCCUCA
Molecule: messenger RNA, 1658 nt
Organism: Felis catus (domestic cat)
Lineage: Eukaryota; Metazoa; Chordata; Mammalia; Carnivora; Felidae
Gene: RERGL
Product: RERG like
Exons: 5
Coding region: 729-1343 (204 amino acids)
Molecular function (GO): GTP binding; GTPase activity
Source: RefSeq, a predicted model, not a curated record